GGAACCGUGGGGCUCAGUUGCGUUUUGGUGCUCGCGCGAAUCGUGUCUACCGUUGUACGAAUCUCGUCCCCGUGAUCGAUCGUGUUGGUAAUUAGUAACAUUAUUGUGGUGAAUUAACAGUGGUGAAAAACGUGUCCCCAUAGAAAGUGCUGCUGUUCUUGUUGAUCUCGUGUAGUGAUUUAUUUUUGGGGCGGCGAAAAUUCCUCUCACCUCGGCCGGAGGAAAAGUAAUCAAGGUGAAACGGCAACGGCAGAGAAAAAAAAAUUGCAUUCCAUUCGUCGAUCGGUACACGGGAGAAGUGGUUUAAUUCGAUCGGAUAGAGCAGAAGCAGGAGUUGGGUUGGGUUGGCUUACUGAAAAGUCAGGUGGGCCCAAACAAUCGUACGAGUGCUGCUGCUGCUUCAUUUCGGGGAGAAGAUCGAGAAAAGAACAUUUCGCCGAUAUCUCAGCCUUUGACGUGUGAAAUAAAAACCCAAGGAAGUGAGCGAAAAAAGGUAGAAUAUUUGAGCGAGGGAAAAAUCGCUAAAAGUGAUUCAGUCUGCAGAAUAUAAAGUUAAAUACAAAGAAAAUCCUUCCAAAGAAAUAAGUGAAUUCCUUCCUACUGCUUCGUGGUCGCCAGUGUACGUGUGGAAUGGGAAAUUUCGGAAAAUAAUAAUAAAAAAAAGGAAACUCAGUUCUAUUUCGUUUUUGGCACAUUUCCUGUGCAGUCUAAGCGCGACUGGAAAAGUUUUUAAUUAAAAUCAUCAAUUUGCUCAACGUGUGUGUGCGCGCGCGUGUUUGUUUGUGGGUGGUCGUACAUGUGCUGGUUAUUCGAUUUACAGCAAUCUCGAACCCUGGGCGAGAGACGGCGAACACAUCACUAAACCUCAGAAGUCGAGCUGAACAGUCGAGGAUAUUCUCAGAUAGACUGACUCGUUGUUAACUGUGAGACCCAGCAGAGCGAGUGGCGCAAGAUAGGAAAGGGGGACCCACCAUAGUCCUCACGAAUCAACGAGUCACUCAACCAAACCAAACAGGUGAACCCUUUGGCACAAUAGCAGCGAGAUGCAGUGCAGCGUUGAGACCAUGAACGAAUGUGAACGAUCGCCGGGUCGCACCGGGCUGAGGGUCAAUUUUACCGAGAAGGGCGAGGUAAAGGAGCGCCGGGAGAAAUUCCUCACCGCAAAGUACGGUUCCCACCAAAUGAGUCUCAUCCGGAAGCGGUUGGCCGUCGAGAUGUGGCUGUACGAUGAGCUGCAGAAGCUAUACGAUCCACCCACGGAAGCGAUAGACGUCGAUAUCGACGAGAUUCUCGACAUGGACACCGACGACAUCAGAAGAUCUUAUUUGUUUAGUCUAUUAUCCGCUUGCAAACGGCCACCUCAGGACAUAUCGAAAUUCAUCAGCGAUCUGCUGGACCGGGCAAAGACUCUCUGAGCUGGACUGGUAAUUUCAGUUUAAACUUAAGUUUAAUAUCUUCACGAUUAUGAACGAUGGAUAACAUUUAAGAGGAGACAACAGUGCAGCAUCAAACAGGAUGUGUGUAUUAUCAGUGGAAGAGGAAGAUUAAAGGAUUAACAACCCUGUACAUGUGUCACGUCAAAUUGAAAGUUGUUCAUUAAGGCAAAAACAAAAGAAUUACAAAAAAAAAGCUCACAGUUAAGAAAAUUAUAGUAAUACGGAAAGCAUCCGAUUGGCUAGGCAAUCGAAAGGUGGCAGAUGGGGGCUAGAUUUAGCUUGUGCUGGAAGUUGUUGUUUUAGGUUAUACAUACGAGUAAGAUGAUGGUUAUGUUGCUUCGAAGCGAAGUCGGACUGUGUUCAGUUAUGCUUUGUUUCGUGUGUUGAGUUGCUGGAUUCAACGAACUUCAAACUUCCGAAACCCAAUGCAACACAAUUGUUUAUUAUAUUUUAGACCAAACAAUAGAGAGAAGAAUAUGAUGAAAAAAAGCUAUAUAACCGAACCGAAACAUGAGGAUGAGAAAGAUAUGAUUUUUCCUCCAAAGAAUACUUUAAUGAUAAAUUAAUAUACACAUAUGAACAAGAGAGUGAAAUGUGCGCAGAAAUAUUAUAGCGAUACAAAUUAAUGUGUAAGUAUGUUAAGUGAACAUUGAAAAGUCCAUUUGUUUUGUUAACUAUGUUAGGUUUAGUUGUUUCGCAAAAUCUCUUACUUAGUCUAAUUUUGUAUUUUGUCCCGAACCACUCAGAGAUGUUCGUUUUAUACACAUUUAUUCUUUAUCGAGCCAAUUUCUCAAUUCUUCGUUUCGUUCGCUCGCAAUCACACUGCCACGGGAUUUUGAAGAGUGCUGCCAUCUGCAUCUGAACCGGCCAUCCGCUCAAAACCAAGCAUGCCAUGCUGCUGCUGCGCGCUUUUGUGUGUGAGAAGUAUUUUUUACAAAGAGAAUGCUUCGUUUUCGAAAGGCUUGUGCUCAACGUGAAAUUGUUGUUUUUUAAUUGGAAUAGUACCGAGGUUAGGUGCCGAUGAUUGAGAACCGUGAAACCAACAGUUUCUUUUUAUUCGCAAAAGGCCAUUGCAUAAAUAAAUUGGAAAGUCAGCGAAACGAGCGAUCCGAAACUUAACGCCAAGAUACACACACACAGAAGGGAAGCCCCGGUGUCAAAGAAGAACUGAUAAUUAGUGAACUUGUGUAGUGUAAUAGUAAAUCAAAAACAGAAGAAAACAAAACAGCAAAUUAUGCCAAUUUAAAAUCACCCAUCAUCAAAUCUAAUUCAACGUAUCGAUUCUUAGCUUUAGUGCCAAUUUUGCAAAAAAAAUGACCGGCAUAGCAUUUCCUUUAGCUUCACUAAUUUUAUUACAAUUUUCACUCAUGUCAUCAUAUCAUCGAAAUGGAGAAAUUAGAGGCGAACACACGCAUAUAACUUCUUCUAAUAUAUCAAGUCUAUACGAUAGCGAUGUUUCGUAGUGUUUUCACUGUUCAAACUAUUCAAAAAUUAUUAUAAACAUUUAGAGAGUGCAAAAUCAAGACAAACUGGAUUUAAAUUGGAAUAACCUAUUACUUAAUCGAAUCUGUCAAAAAAAUACCACCCGCAUACACUUCCCCCUCAAGAAAAACAAACAAACAAGUGAAGCAUCAGAGCUGUCAAAUCUUCCCCUCCCUCUGAAUAUAAGAAGCAUUCACACGGUGGUAGGAAUGUAAUCUUGUACGGUGAACUCAAGAAAUAGCUUUAGCUUUUACUGGAAGGAGGAGAGAAAGAGAUUAGAAGUUAGAAGCCCCGCCCCUCAGAGAAUACAUGUUGAACUGGAAUCAUUGACGUUCAAUGGAAUCAUUAUUACGAACAAAAAACUGAAUGUGACACACAAUAGAGAACCCAGAAUCCAGAAACAAUGUGCGUAUCAAUAAAAGUGUUACAUUUUGCUACGCGUGAUAGAAAAAUGCUCGUGUACGCGCGCAGAUAAUAAACGUUAGUGGCAAAGUCUGUGACAUUUGAUCGGAAACAUGCAAAGAAACACAAAAACAUAAAAAUCAUCUGAGGAAGAACAGAAAAAUAGACCACACAUUGUCCCCCGUACCCAUAUGUAAGAGUGCACACAGUUGGUGAACAAAAAAUAUAAUAAAGCGAUGUGGAUUGACAGAGAUAAAAAAAAUGCAAAAAACAAAUAAAAAUUUACAGAAAAGUAUGAGAUAGAAGUGCUUUUGGAGGUAGUC
This is a messenger RNA of Toxorhynchites rutilus septentrionalis, 3643 nucleotides long. Its product is annotated as protein phosphatase 1 regulatory subunit 14B. Gene Ontology annotation, biological process: regulation of phosphorylation. Gene Ontology annotation, cellular component: cytoplasm. The coding region runs from base 1044 to 1415 and encodes 123 amino acids. Gene Ontology annotation, molecular function: protein serine/threonine phosphatase inhibitor activity. Lineage: Eukaryota; Metazoa; Arthropoda; Insecta; Diptera; Culicidae. The transcript has 6 exons. The record is from RefSeq and is a predicted model, not a curated record.